AUGUGGGACCGAACGGCCUGCGCCGCACCCUCACGGUCUUACGAACACCACCAUAUCUACAAACUUCUUCAGAUCCGUACGUCCGUGCUGGGCCGAGCACAUUCGACGACCAAGAUGGAGAAAAGACACGGCUCGCCAAGUACGGCUGGCAUCGGAUUGAUGCCCAACACUCGAACCGGCGAUCCAUGGGCUGGCCAGCUCAAGUAUAGUCAAGGAAUGACCGCGACCAUCUCGAUCAUCAUCCUGCUCUAUGCAGCUGCCUCGUUGCGGUCACGGUGGCGACGCUCAUCAAAAUACGAACAGGCGUCGAGCUCCGGCGGACUCACCCGACCCGUCGCGGCCCUGCGCAUGCUGUCCUAUCGACACCUACCCUCGUAUCGGUUGGGACUCAUCAACUUUCGGUUACCCGUGCUGGGAGCUACGUUGGCACUCGGCGCUUUCAUGCUCGGCUUCACCAUCUGGACUUUCGUGGUGCAACCUUACUAUCGAGUCGACCGCAGUUUCGGAAGCCCGCCUCUCGCUCUGCGCGCAGGUAUGCUGGCACUCGGCCUGAUGCCGUUCAUCUUCACGCUCGGCUCCAAGGUCAAUUUCAUCUCUCUGCUCACCGGCGUCAGUCACGAGAAGCUUCAAGUCUACCAUCAGUGGCUUGCCCGAUUCAUGCUGUUCCUUUCCACGGUCCACGUCGUCCCUUUCAUCUAUCAGCCCUUGGCCGAUUCCGGUGCUGCAGGAUUGCGAGAAGAGUUCUUUUCGGACAGCAUCAACACUACCGGCGUUAUCGCUUACGCGUGUUUGUUCGUGCUCUCCUUUGCGAGCCUUACGGGUAUCCGAGAGAGAUGCUACGAGCUGUUCCUGCUCAUACACGUCCCCGUGGCGAUCCUCUUCCUGGGCUACAUGUUCGUGCACUGCCAGGCACUGCUCACCUCGUGGAGGUACCUGUGGGCCACCGCCGCCCUCUACAUGCUCUCGGUCUUUUUGCGCUUCGCCACGCAGUUGCAGCAGAACAGCUUCCUCUCACUCGCAAGGUGCCGAGUCGAGGCCUUUCCCGGCGGACUUGCAAAGAUGACGGUUCAGUCGCCAAUGCGUUGGCGCGCCGGGCAACACGUCUUUGUACGCUUCCCUGGACUUGCGCCGCUCUCGGCACAUCCGUUCACCAUCAUUUCGAUGCCAUCGGCGGAUGAACAGCAGCUCGUAUCUACGGUCGUCUUGAUGGCCAAGGCUCGCAGUGGCCUCACAAAGCAUCUCUACGAUCGGGCACUGCAAAGUCAAAGUCAGCAUAUCGCCGGCGGUUCAAGCGGACUAGACCUUAGAGCAGUGCUUGACGGCCCCUACGGACAGGAUGCUAGCGUAGCCACGUAUCGACACGCCCUGUUCCUGGCCGGUGGCAGCGGCAUCACUUUUGUGCUCGCAUCACUCCUCGAACUGUCUUGGCUAUGGCAACAAAAGACAGCGACCACACGGCGCGUUCACCUCGUCUGGUCUAUGCGCGAUGCACAAGCGCUCGACUGGGCUCGUCAGCACCUCGUCACCAUCGCUGCGCUUGCCCCUCCCGGUGCGCUCAACGUGACGAUCUACAUUAGCGGGAAAGACGAAGCCCCAAGAGAUCUCGGCUUGCCAGCAGACUGGGAAAUUCAAUGGGGCACACGUCCUGCAGCCGCGUCUGCGGUGUCGGAUUUCAUCCGGGGCGCGUCCAAUCUCGUGCAUGUAGAAGCAGACGUCGAGAAGGCGCACUCAGACAGCUCGAGCGCUGCGCCACAGCCUGAUGAAGAUUACGCCUCUGCGGCUGUGGUCGUAUGUGGUCCUACUGGCAUGGUGAAGGACGCAUCGAAUGCAGUUGCAGCUCUCCAGAGCGAGAUCCUUCGUGGCAAGCUGGCUGGCCUCGACAACGUCUCGCUCAUCACCGAGCAUUUCGGUUUUUAG
Pseudozyma hubeiensis SY62 is the source of this 1917-nucleotide messenger RNA. RefSeq names its product likely ferric reductase. Gene Ontology annotation, biological process: intracellular iron ion homeostasis; copper ion import; iron ion transport. Gene Ontology annotation, molecular function: ferric-chelate reductase activity. Gene Ontology annotation, cellular component: plasma membrane. The transcript has a single exon. Bases 1 to 1917 code for a protein of 638 amino acids. The record is from RefSeq and is a predicted model, not a curated record. NCBI's taxonomy places the organism in Eukaryota, Fungi, Basidiomycota, Ustilaginomycetes, Ustilaginales, Ustilaginaceae.